CACAACAACAGUUCGAUCUCGCCUAUUUUACCGUACGGACGUUUCGUUAGACAAAAUAAGAGAAAUAACAAAACAAAAUAAACAAUAAUAUUAGUUUAUUGAUUCACAAUAAAUUUUAGGUUAUUGUAGUUUGACAGGUGACAGUUUGAAAGCGCGGGAAAGUCCGCCAUUUUUCAGCAGACAAAGGUCAUUGUGUUAUAAUUCUCUGGAUUUGUUUUUCUGUCGUCAGGUGGUGAAAAGUGACGAUGCCGUCAGAGGUGAUAUCGGGCAAGUCCAUGCAGCGGGAGCUAGCUGACUCCAUCAUCAGGAUGGUGCCUCUAGACGAGAUCAGGAUACUGCUGGCGUGUGGAGCUAAGGUGAACGAGCCAGUGACCCAAGGCCUCAGGCCCCUGCACUACGCGAUCUGGCAGCGAUACCUAGAGGCCACCCGGCUUCUCGUGGUACGGGGGUGUGACGUCAACGCCAGAGAUGACUGCGGGUACAGUGCAUUGCAUCUCGCCGCAGAACAUGGAUAUACAGAACUAGUGAAGCUUCUUCUAGAAAGUGGUGCAGCAGUUGACUACCGGCCGGACACCGGUGAGGAGUUCCCCAGGACCACGCUGUGCGAUGAGCCCCUGAGGCUGGCCAUCAGGAACAAGCAUUAUGAGGUAGCCCGUCUUCUUCUAGAACAUGGUGCUGACCCCAACAAGCGUUACUUCUUCGGGUCAGAGAUCAACCUGGUCUCCGACCCUGAGUACUUGGAGCUGUUGUUGACCUUCGGAGCCAACCCUGACUCUAGGGACAGGGCUGGACUUACUCCACUUAUGAAGGCUGCGAGGCAAAGGAAGGGCAUGGAUGCGGUUCUUUUACUCAUCAGUUUUGGUGCUGAUGUCAACGCGAUGGCAGACGCGAGGAACGACUAUAGGACAGUCAUGCACUAUGCGGUAUUAAGCGGUAACCCUGAAGUCGUAAAUCUGAUGAUAAAGCAAGGCGCUCGUGUAAAUUACGAAUGCCCAGAAUUGAGUAAACCAAGUCCGAUGGAUCUUGCUAUUUUAAAGGGAGAUGUUGCGAUGUUACAGAUGCUAUUGUCUGCUGGUGCUCAAGUAAACGCAUCCAGCUCUGUAAUCGGGUCUCCCCUCCAUGUUGCCUGCUCCGACAAUAUAACUAACAGAAAAGAAAUUGUUAAAAUCCUUCUAGAAAGUGGAGCAGACCCCAACCUGAAGGUGUACAAUGAUGAGGAUGCCACACAGCUCCGUCCAGCUCUUGCGGAGUACCUGGCCAGCAACCCGGAGCCCAGCGCUGAGAUUGUGGCACUACUCCUCAGAUACGGAGCCCGGGUCAUCAUGAAAACCCAAUUCCGCGAUCCCGACGGUAUCCUGAACCACCUCCAGAACGUGACGUCAGAGGAGUACCAGCACAUCUUCUAUCUCCUUCUAGAGGCAGCUGAAGCCUUCGACCUCUGUAUGAUAAAAAGGAACAACACAGUCACUGCCAUACAAAAAGAAGCCUUAAUUACUCGCGCUAAGACACCAAUCUCUCUAAUAGCACAAACCAGGAUAUUCCUAAGAAGAUACUUUAAAACUUCUCUCUGUGAGAUUGUUCAUGAUCUAGAAUUACCAAAAAUCCUUCAUCAAUACUUACUUUUUAAUUGCAGUUAAAUUAUUUUUUGAAGUAUAAAGGUUUUAUACUUGGCUGAAGGUGAAUUCCUGUG
Messenger RNA from Trichoplusia ni (cabbage looper), 1690 nucleotides. RefSeq names its product ankyrin-3-like. The coding region runs from base 246 to 1637 and encodes 463 amino acids. Gene Ontology annotation, cellular component: cytoplasm. The transcript has 10 exons. Lineage: Eukaryota; Metazoa; Arthropoda; Insecta; Lepidoptera; Noctuidae. The record is from RefSeq and is a predicted model, not a curated record. Gene Ontology annotation, molecular function: protein binding.